GCUGUAAGCAUGAACGCAGAAGGCGGGGUUUCUCUGCAGCAUUUUUAGGUGUCUGCCUGCACCUCACCUGAAUCACUUCACCAUGGACAGCGAGGGCAGAAAAGUGGUCGUCUGUGACAAUGGUACUGGGUUUGUCAAGUGCGGUUUCGCUGGGUCCAAUUUCCCAGACCACAUCUUCCCAGCCCUGGUGGGUCGUCCCAUUAUUCGGUCAAAUACAAAAGUUGGAAAUAUAGAGAUCAAGGAUCUGAUGGUCGGGGAGGAGGCGAGUGAAUGCCGCUCCAUGUUGGAGGUCUCGUAUCCCAUGGAAAAUGGAAUAGUCCGCUGCUGGGAGGACAUGAUGCACCUGUGGGAUCACACCUUCGGUCCGCAGAGGCUGAACAUCAGCCCUCCUGACAGUAAGGUUCUGCUGACGGAACCACCCUUGAACCCGCUGAAGAACCGUCAGAAGAUUGCUGAAGUCAUGUUUGAAACCUACAAAUUCCAUGGCAUCUACAUUGGUAUACAGGCAGUGCUGACACUCUAUGCUCAGGGCUUGUUAACAGGUGUGGUGAUUGAUUCAGGAGAUGGAGUGACUCAUAUUUGUCCAGUGUAUGAAGGCUUCUCUCUUCCCCACCUCACUCGCCGUUUAGACAUCGCAGGACGUGAUAUCACACGUUAUCUCAUAAAGCUUUUGCUUCUGAGGGGCUAUGUCUUCAACCAUACCGCAGACUUUGAGACCGUGCGAAUGAUGAAGGAGAAGUUGUGUUUUGUAGGCUACAACAUCGAGCAGGAACAGAAGCUGGCCAAUGAGACCACAGUGCUGGUGGAGUCCUACACGUUACCAGAUGGCCGGAUAAUAAUGGUUGGAGGUGAAAGGUUUGGAGCACCAGAGGCCCUUUUUCAGCCUCAUCUUGUUAAUGUGGAGGGUGUUGGUGUGGCUGAACUGCUCUUCAACACCAUCCAAGCAGCAGACAUUGACUUAAGGGCGGACUUUUACAAGCACAUAGUCCUGUCUGGAGGCAGCACCAUGUACCCAGGACUUCCUUCCCGCUUGGAGCGAGAAAUCAAGCAGCUUUACCUGGAGAGAGUUCUGAAGGGAGACACUGAGAAAAUCUCUAAAUUUAAAAUCCGUAUUGAAGACCCUCCACGGCGUAAACACAUGGUGUUUAUGGGUGGGGCGGUGCUGGCCAACAUCAUGAAAGAUAAAGAGUCUUUCUGGAUAUCACGAGCGGACUACGAGGAGAAGGGCAUAAAGGUGCUGGACAAACUGGGAGGUGGUCUACGAUGAGAGAGCAAUAAUGGGAUUCUUCAUACACACAAAAGCUUGUAUACACAUCCUUGUGGGGACAUCCGUAUUCACUCCAUUGUUACAAAUAUAACAUAAUUAACGAUCAUUAACUACUAUAACACUUAAGAAAACUUUUUUGAUAUUUAUUUCCAUUAAGAAUAUAUUUGGUCAAUUUAUGAACCUUUUUCUAUGUGGGAACAUUUAGAAAUGCGUUUCUGUCAGAUUUUGCUAUUCUUCUGGAAAUGUGUAGAUACAUUUUGUUCCUUCAAUGGAGGGAUUUAGCCUGGCUAAAUGUUGAAUAUCAUUUCUUUUUCAUGUUAAACUACUUUCUCCUAUCCAAGCAAACACUGUUUAUGAGGCACUAUAAAAUUGUUUGUUAUGAGCGGCCUGUCCAGCACAUAUCUAUAGAGUAAUUUUUGAAUUUUACACCAAAUAUUUAAAACUAAAUUCAAAUAGAAAAAGUUUGCUAUAUUUAUGCUUCUGAAUAAUGCAGAAAUGCAUGAUCACUGUCUGUAAAAAUGGUCUAUUGUCAACCAAUGGCAUGAGUGGCAAUCUAUUUGUUCGAUCAAUGGCAGAUGGGGGAUUGUUUGAAGACUAUUUUUAUUUUUGCAAUUUAGUUUGGUUGCGCAGAAAUUACACAUUUUUAUAUAUUAAAGGUGCACUCAGUAAGUUUUCAAAUGGAUAAGAGUGGAUGUGAAUCUGUUUUUAAAGAGUACAAAAUUUGAGUGCACCUUUAAAAAAGGUUAGAGUUUUUAUUUUUCAGACAAAGUAACAAAUGGUUUUUAGAUUGCAUAAUGAAUGAUGGCUAAAAAUAAAAACUCUAA
Messenger RNA from Xyrauchen texanus (razorback sucker), 2091 nucleotides. RefSeq lists its product as uncharacterized. The coding region runs from base 83 to 1267 and encodes 394 amino acids. Lineage: Eukaryota; Metazoa; Chordata; Actinopteri; Cypriniformes; Catostomidae. Gene Ontology annotation, cellular component: actin cortical patch; Arp2/3 protein complex. Gene Ontology annotation, molecular function: actin filament binding. The record is from RefSeq and is a predicted model, not a curated record. Gene Ontology annotation, biological process: Arp2/3 complex-mediated actin nucleation. The transcript is spliced from 9 exons.